AUGACGACUUUUAGGAACGCGCGAGACCUGCUUCUGUUGACCUUUUGCGAGGGUUCGAUCACUGAAGACGAAUUUCUGUUGCUUUACGACCUAAACACUUCGAAAAAUCCAGAAUAUCCGUACUGGGAUUACAAGAAAUUCUGCCUACAAGACAAAGACGAGGCUGAAUGCAAGACAGAAUUCCGCUUCCAAAAGAAUGAUAUUCCUCUUCUGCUGAAUGUCCUUGGAUUGCCAGAAAAGAUCACAUGCAAACAGGGGACAGUUUGCAGAGGCACCGAAGCGUUAUGUAUGUUGCUAAAGCGACUUGCAUACCCAUGUCGAUACAGCGAUUUGAUGAGCACUUUCGGUAGACCGGUUCCUGAAAUCUCAAUGAUAAGCAAUCAAGUUGUUGAUUUUAUCUUUGAGCACCACAGUCACCGGAUCACUGGUUGGAAUCACACAGUUCUGAACGCCCAUUCAUUGCAGAUCUAUGCUGACGCUGUCUCGAACAGAGGAGCAGCGCUGGACAACUGUUUCGGCUUCGUAGAUGGAACAGUUCGGCCAAUUUGUCGACCAGACCUCAAUCAAAGACUGGUAUACAAUGGCCAUAAAAGGGUUCAUGCCCUAAAAUUUCAAUCAGUUGUCACGCCAAAUGGAUUAGUUGCUAAUCUUUACGGUCCUGUAGGUAAGUUUUCUUUUUAA
Messenger RNA from Porites lobata, 681 nucleotides. The record is from the annotation of a GenBank genome assembly. NCBI's taxonomy places the organism in Eukaryota, Metazoa, Cnidaria, Anthozoa, Scleractinia, Poritidae.